This is a messenger RNA of Rhincodon typus (whale shark), 1443 nucleotides long. RefSeq names its product transforming protein RhoA-like. The transcript is spliced from 5 exons. Gene Ontology annotation, biological process: cell migration; small GTPase-mediated signal transduction. Gene Ontology annotation, molecular function: GTPase activity; GTP binding. NCBI's taxonomy places the organism in Eukaryota, Metazoa, Chordata, Chondrichthyes, Orectolobiformes, Rhincodontidae. Bases 189 to 809 code for a protein of 206 amino acids. The record is from RefSeq and is a predicted model, not a curated record.
AGGCUCUGGUACAAAAGCCGGCAGCUUGCUGGAGCUGCAGCUGAUUUUGGAUUGGAAGGAGCAAGUCUUUCUGCACCUCAGGCUGAGAGAGCGAGAGCUCACAGUCAGAUACACAUACAUCCCGUCUACAUUCAGUCCUCAGACACACACUGACAGACUCUCACACCCUCACAGACAGACUCUCUGCAAUGGAUCCCUGUUGCUCUCACCAGGCUCUGAAGAUGGUGUUUGUUGGUGAUGGAGGGUGUGGGAAGACCUGCCUGCAGACUGUCUUUGCUGAGGGACAUUUCCCAGAGACCUACAUCCCAACAGUCUCGGAUCAAUUCUCAGCACACUUCAGCUGUGGGAGCUUCCAGUUGGACCUCAGCCUAUGGGAUACAGCAGACUUGCUCUUUGUCACAACAGGAGAGAAAGAUUAUGACAGACUCCGCCCCCUCUGCUACAAAGGAGCCAAUGUGGUGCUGAUUUGCUAUGAUGUCACCAAUCCAAUCAGCUUUCAGAAUGUGAUGAGCCGGUGGCUCCCUGAGGUACAUAACAGCUGUCCCCGGACCCCGGUGAUGUUGGUGGCCUGUAAGACUGACCUGAGAAUGAACAAAGCCUGUCAGCGCAAACUGGCAAGAAGUAGACAAGAGGGCAUCACUUUCACCCAGGGACAGAGUAUGGCGUGUCGGAUACAGGCGUCUGGCUUUCUAGAAUGUUCAGCAAAGCUAGGGGAGAAGGUGUUGGAGACGUUCCACGAGGCCACUCUGGCUGCCCUCAGAGGCUGCAGGAUGACGAGAAAGACUGCGAGGGGCUGCCUGGUGUCGUAGUGAGGAGAGCUGCCGUGUCCUGGUGACACUCACUGAAAAACCACCUUCCUCCUCCACUGGCACCUACCCCAAGAAGGGCCUAGAUUUAUGGGGUUCAUCCUUCAGCUGUCUCCAGCAAAGGCAUCGAAACUGUUGUAAAUGCUAGGCGAGAGCAAGUCCAUGGCUGUAUUCUCAUCCCAUCCUCCUGGAACGUUAGUGGUCCACACAAAAAGAAGCCAGCCUGUAAUUCGGCCUGCAGCUGACUUAGCCUAAAACAUGUGGUAUUGCUACCCAGGCACUCAGAGCAGGAAAGGCCCAGGCUCCAUUCUCGGUCUACUGUUGGUGUCAUCUGAUUCCUCACUGUGACACUGAGUCGUGGACACUCCGAGCAGGAAACAUAGAGGCAUUGGAAGAAAUUGGAGUCACUCUGAAAGCCCAGGACAAUGAAAUCCUUAAUGAAAUUUAGUUUCCACGUUCAUAACUUCGAGUGACUCUAUUGUGACGCAGUUCGUUUCUCUGUAAAAGACUUAAUGUCUAUCUGAACUUGAGCUGAUACAUUGAACGGAUACAAACACAAAAUAUAUUGAGUUCUGCUUCAGGGUUUUGUGAUCCAUUUGGUCACUGACUGGAUCUAAUAAAGACUGUUAUACCUACA